Molecule: messenger RNA, 1547 nt
Organism: Cuscuta epithymum
Lineage: Eukaryota; Viridiplantae; Streptophyta; Magnoliopsida; Solanales; Convolvulaceae
Source: the annotation of a GenBank genome assembly
CUGGUUCUGGGUUAUUGUUGUGCAGCGCUAAAAUAGAGAUAAGAAAGGCAAAAUCAGAGACCAUAGUGGCGUUCUAAUUUGCUGGAGUGUAAAACUUCUCCCGUUCAAUUCAAUGAUGGCACUUCAUUGCAUUCAUAGUUGCUCUUCACUUCAUAGCCCUAACAUCUUCUCAGUCCACUACUCCAGCAAUCCAACUUUCUUGCAUAAUAUUUCCAAUUCUUCAUCUAAAACCAUCUACUGCAACCAAAACAAUUUCAAACCCCUCUUCAAGACUCUAAAUUUCACACAUUUUAAGCGUGAGAAGUCUAAAGACCUCAAUUUUCUUAUCUUUUGCUCCAAAAGCUGUCAGGAAUCUGAAAAGGAGACCAAGCACGAGCUAGACUCUAAAGGCGGAGGAGGCGAAGGGGGAGGAGGCGAAGGCGGAGGCGGAGACGAUGGGGGUGGCGGAGAUGAUAUAUUGGUUGAGAAGGGAAACAGGGUUUUGCCAGAAUGGCUGGAUUUCACUUCAGAUGAUGCUAUAACGGUUUUUGCGGCUUUGGCUAUAUCUUUGGCGUUCAGGUCCUUUGUAGCUGAGCCGAGAUAUAUACCUUCCUUGUCUAUGUAUCCCACCUUUGAUGUUGGCGACAGGAUUGUCGCUGAAAAGGUCUCUUAUUUGUUCAGAAAGCCAUGUCCUAAUGAUAUUGUGAUUUUCAAAAGUCCUCCAGUUCUUCAGGAAGUGGGAUACACUGAUGAUGAUGUCUUCAUUAAACGAAUUGUCGCAAAGGGAGGCGACACUGUUGAGGUUCAUGAAGGGAAAUUAAUAGUGAAUGGAAUUGCCAGAAACGAAGAUUAUAUUCUUGAAAACCCCAACUAUGAAAUGACUCCGAUACGUGUACCUGAACAGUCUGUUUUUGUGAUGGGUGAUAAUCGGAAUAACAGCUAUGACUCACACGUUUGGGGCCCACUGCCUUCGAAGAAUAUAAUUGGGAGAUCUGUAUUCCGGUACUGGCCACCCAAAAGAAUUGGUGCCACAGUUUCUCCAGAAGGCUGUGCUGUUGAUAAGAAAGAUAGUAGCUUGGCCGGAGAAGAUACCAGUUUAGCAGCACAGUGACCUACUUUGUGAAAAAAGUUCAAGGGAGUGUUAUUGCUAAACAUAAUAUUUCAUCAUUCUAAAUGCCAUCUUUUGAUUGAGCUGCAGACAGGGUCAAUUAUGAUCUAUUGGUUUAUUUUCUUUGGCAUUAUUGACCCUUAUGUGGUGUAGCAGAGAGGGUCAAAUAUGAUGUAUUGGUUUAUUUUCUUUUGCAUCAUUGACCCUUAUGUGGUGUAACAUGAAGGCUUAAUUUUUGAAACACAAUAGCUUGUCAACUGUACAGACUAUUCUACUUCAGCAUUCUUGAUUGCACAUUAUGUCAUUAUUAUACCAUCUCCCUAUCCUAUGCUCCUUGUAUUCCUAAUUGUGAGCCAACUGAGCAUUUGAAGUAUCCGGAAGUAUUUGGGUGUUUGUUUGCAUGCCCACAUGCUAUAUUCCGAUAUGAGGAGUGUGACUGUGUGAGUUGUGUUCAAAUCCC